This is a messenger RNA of Urocitellus parryii (Arctic ground squirrel), 306 nucleotides long. It is a transcript of the gene P3r3urf, whose product is annotated as PIK3R3 upstream open reading frame. NCBI's taxonomy places the organism in Eukaryota, Metazoa, Chordata, Mammalia, Rodentia, Sciuridae. The record is from RefSeq and is a predicted model, not a curated record.
AUGGGGCCUUCUCAGCUUGUCCGUGCCCCUCGGCCCCGGGGCCUGAGUUCCCCUUACCGUAGGCCAGGUAUGGGUUGGCCCCGUCCCCGGAUUCCCAGUAUGUUCAAGUGUAGCCGAAGAAGGUACCGGCAGAAACCUCAAGGCCCAGCUGCCACCAAUCUUCCCACCAUGACCACAGAAAUCAGCAACACCCAUACUGCUACCACCAGUGUGUGGAUCCUCUCACCUCAAGUUCUCAGACACCUCUGUCAACCUGGGAGCUUUCUGAUCCUUUAGAAAUGCCCAGAAGCUUGGCUUACUCUGGAC